Molecule: messenger RNA, 754 nt
Organism: Lathyrus oleraceus (garden pea)
Lineage: Eukaryota; Viridiplantae; Streptophyta; Magnoliopsida; Fabales; Fabaceae
Product: HVA22-like protein f
Exons: 4
Coding region: 89-562 (157 amino acids)
Source: RefSeq, a predicted model, not a curated record
ACCUUAAUAUAAAGUAUCUAUAUAUAAUAUAUCUCUUGCUCAAAAUCUUUCAGAAACUCCAUUAAUCUCUCCACCUUGAAAAAACAUCAUGGGUGUCUUAGGAACAAUAUUAAGACAUUUGGAUACAACAAUAGGGCCUGGAGUAAUGCUUCUUUAUCCUUUAUAUGCAUCAAUGAGAGCAAUCGAAAGUCCUUCGACGUUAGAUGAUCAACAAUGGCUAACGUAUUGGGUUUUAUACUCUUUCAUAACGCUGUUUGAGCUUUCAGCUUAUAAGAUCCUAUCUUGGUUUCCUAUUUGGCCAUACAUGAAGCUUGUGUUCUGCUUAUGGUUGGUGUUGCCGAUGUUCAAUGGAGCAGCUUACAUAUAUGAGAAUUAUGUGAGGAGAUACGUCAAGAAACUUGGUAACUAUGGAGGUUCGAAUUAUCCGGAGGAGUACAAGAAGGUUCUUCAUAUGAUGACGCUCGAUGCGAGAAAAGCGGUUGAACGUUAUAUUGAUAGAUUUGGUCCAGAUGCGUUUGAGAGAGUGAUUAGAGCAGCUGAGAAAGAAGCAAAGAAGCAUUGAGUGAGUGUAGAUUUAACCAAGAUGGAAUUAGAAGAAUGUAAACAUGUUUAUAAUUAAUCAAUACUGAUGAGUUUCAGAAUUAUUAUAGUUAAACUGAUGAGAUUCUAAUUAUCAUGAGUACAAGGUUGUUCAAUAUUCCUAUAUCAUAUGUAUACUUUUUCAUACAAAGAAUCUUUUGGUUAUCAACUCUUA